CAUCAACCCAUGGGUACAACAAUGUGAUGUUUUCUCACCAACUGUCAUGGGAUGAAAUGAUGAUACUGCACGUUAUCCAAACUCGAGGUGCUCAAGCGCAAGGAUUAUGCUUUCCAAGGAUCAGAAUGGGAGCCAACUGACGAACGCUUUCAGUAGCUAAAUUCCUACUGUUGGAUGGGACUGAUCUUACCCACUGAGAGUCUUGUUCUGAAGAACUGUUAUUGCUUGUAUGAGAUUUCUGAUGAUGUAGCGGAAAUACCCACCUUGCAGUUCAUUGAAUUAUAUCACUGUAGCUCUUCUGCUGAUGACUCCGCAUAUAGGAUUCAAGAAGAACAACUUAGCAUAGGAAAUGACGAUCUUGUGCUGAACCUUAAGGCCUGCGUCUGUUUGAUAUUUUCUGCGCUCCCUCAACAAUCAACGAAGCUAAUACAGAGGAAAGUUGGGCUUUCCCCAGGAAUGAUUCAUCAACUUGGUUUCUUUUGGGAAGUUACUAUGUAUAUACAUUGGAAGACUUGGUACAUAAGAGUAGUGGAACCACUUUUGUCCAAGGUUUGCUGGAAAAAUAUACGCUGUAGAUAGGUAAAUUUUUAUGCAUAUGGUGAAUGCCCUUGAAACCAAGGACAUUACCUUUGAUAGGAGGUUGUGGAGGACCCGGAUUAGGCUAAGAGGUUAUUAGGUAGUGUUUUGUGUUGCUAUCUAUCCAUACUAGUAGUCGUGUAGUUAUAGUACUGCUCCGGUUGUUUCUCGACCUUCGGUUUCUGGUACUAUCUAUUUCUUGUAUUUCGAUUAUCCUAUUAUUUGGCUGCAGUUACUAUUCAAAA
Capsicum annuum is the source of this 821-nucleotide messenger RNA. RefSeq lists its product as uncharacterized. NCBI's taxonomy places the organism in Eukaryota, Viridiplantae, Streptophyta, Magnoliopsida, Solanales, Solanaceae. The transcript is spliced from 3 exons. Gene Ontology annotation, molecular function: alpha-tubulin binding. The record is from RefSeq and is a predicted model, not a curated record. The coding region runs from base 175 to 579 and encodes 134 amino acids. Gene Ontology annotation, biological process: protein folding.